Blumeria graminis f. sp. triticale is the source of this 1608-nucleotide messenger RNA. Lineage: Eukaryota; Fungi; Ascomycota; Leotiomycetes; Helotiales; Erysiphaceae. The record is from the annotation of a GenBank genome assembly.
AUGGAAGAUGCAGACUUGAUACCAGGAACUUCACGAAUCUUCUCAGAUACAGACCCAAACUAUCCUUCACGCCACGCAGUGCAGCCUUCGAAUUCUCUCAAUGACCCGCUGAAUUGGUCGCUACCGCGGAAAUACUGGCACACGUUCCUUCUUUGUUAUAUUACAGGGUUGACAGCUGCAACUUCUAACGAUGCUGGUUCCACUCAAGACGGUGUCAACAGAGAAUUGGGCAUUUCUUUUGCCGCAAUGAAUAUAAGCGGAGGAGUCACUUUUUUAGGAAUCGCUAUUGGAACAUUUCUACUCAGUCCCGUAGCCUGGCUCUAUGGACGUCGACUCCCAUACUUAAUCUGUAUUUCCUUAGGAAUACUCGGAGCCGUUUGGAUGUCUCAAAUAAAAAAUACGCAGGAUGCAAUCUGGAAUCAGCUCCUUGUCGGUGUAUCCGAAUCAACAGCCGAGGCGAACGUGCAACUAUCACUUUCCGAAGUUUGGUUUGAGCAUCAGAGGGGAACUGUGUUGGGAAUGUAUGUGCUGGCAACUAGUAUCGGCACCUUUCUUGGGCCUCUCAUUGCUAGCUAUGUGGCAGAAAAUCUCGGCUGGAGAUGGGUCGCUUUAACAUCAGUUAUUAUUUCCAGCAUAACACUCGUAGUAUUUCUUUUUGGUCUCGAAGAAACAUUGUUCGAAGGCAACUACCCCUCUAGACGCGCAUUAGAUGCGCGCACGGCCCGGCUACCUUCUAGCGCCGGACGAAAAAUGCGUAGCCACACCAAAGCUACUCCGACGGGGAAUUCACAGCAAAGUCUGCAGGUUUCCGAUAAUUAUUCGCUGGAAGAGUUCCGUCCAUUUUUGCAACGUAUCCGAUUCAUUCGUCGUGCGCCCAUCUUAGUUGGUACGGGCAUGAAGCAAUAUUUUUCGCUACUGCUUCACUCUCUCCGUGUUCUCACCUUCCCUGCGGUACUUUACAGCGGAAUUCAAUGGGGCGCCCAAGAUGCCUGGCUCACUUUUUAUCUUACUCUCGAAGAAGGUAGCUGGAUGCAAUCUCCUCGUAAUUACAGUACCUCUCAAUCGGGACUUAUGAAUAUUCCGACAUUAAUUGGAGCUGUCAUCGGGUGUUUUUGGGGAGGAUAUCUUUCAGACCGCCUCGUCUUACACGUGGCAAAGCGUAGGCAAAACAUCACAGAGGCUGAAGAUCGUUUGUGGAUGAUGCUCCCUUGUAUCAUUUUAAGCCCAGUUGGUCUAUUAAUUUUUGGCAUGGGCACAGCUAAGAACUGGAGCUGGCCCUGGCCAUAUAUGGGCUUAAUCAUGAUAGGGUUUGGAUGGGGCUGUGCAGGGGACCUGUCCAUGUCAUAUCUGAUGGAUGCAUACCCUGAGAUGGUUCUUGAGGGUAUGGUCGGUGUCAGUCUGAUAAACAAUUCUCUUGGUUUACUUUUUACUUUUGCGGCAAAUACAUGGAUUGAGAACAACGGUGUUUCUCACAGUAUAAUCGGACUAACUUGCUUAGCCUUUUUCUUCCUCCUACUUACCAUACCAAUGAUAGUGUGGGGCAAGAGCUGUCGACGCAGGACAAUGCAACGUUACCAAAACUUUAUCCAGGUUCGCAAUGAAAUGUAG